AUGACUUACUAUGAUCGAGACGCUCUUGACACCUUCAUCGCGGAAGUCAGCGGUGAGCUUCGCGAUCGCCCUAUGCGAGCAGCCAUCGAUGGCAAGAUUAGACACUUUUUCAAGUGCAUUGACGAAGCGGAUUGGGAUGGUGUGAGAAUGCACUUGAGCCUCGAUGCGAAGCUCAUCGGCGACCUCGUCGGUCCGGGAGAUAUCUUCAUCGGCAUCGAUCGCGUCAUGAAAUGGUUCACCGAAGCCAGAAACCACAACCAGCUCACUGCUCAUCAACUUCUGCUCAUUGACCGAGGUCGGGUUACUUGUUAUGUCACUCAUUUCUGGAGCUUGAAUGCCGACGACAUGGACAGCAAGCCUGAGUUCUGCAAGACACGCGAGGUCUACAUCAUUGAUCUAGACGAUAGUCAUCAAAUUCGACGUUUUGAGCGUCGAUACCAUGAGCAAGAUGAACUGCUAUUCGAUGGAGGCUUUAAAGAAAUGAAAAGGGCAUUCGAGAAGGCCGAGUUGCACGCUAUUGAACUGAAAGAGACUUUCUAA
This is a messenger RNA of Colletotrichum navitas, 540 nucleotides long. RefSeq lists its product as uncharacterized. The coding region runs from base 1 to 540 and encodes 179 amino acids. The record is from RefSeq and is a predicted model, not a curated record. The transcript has a single exon. Lineage: Eukaryota; Fungi; Ascomycota; Sordariomycetes; Glomerellales; Glomerellaceae.